Linum trigynum is the source of this 2604-nucleotide messenger RNA. Lineage: Eukaryota; Viridiplantae; Streptophyta; Magnoliopsida; Malpighiales; Linaceae. The record is from the annotation of a GenBank genome assembly.
CAGCUAACUUAGUUUCGUCGGGACCAACAAGGGUUAGCAUACAAGAAUUUUACCUAUUGUCCAUUAACUCACUCCAAGGAAAAGUGGCAUUCCCCAGGAUUUAAUAGCAAGGGAAAUAUUAACCCUUGAUAGAGUUUCCUAAAAAUUUGUAACAAGGGUUAUUUUUUGGGGUUUAGAAUUUAGAAACCCCUGCUAGGUAGAACAUAAUUUUCCUCCUAGCUCUCUUCCAUUCCCCAGUUUACGACCUGGAAAAAUCCUAAAUUGACCAUCCCUUUUCGACGCCUUCUGCAUUUACUCUCCCAUUCAUCCACUUCUCUAGCCGUCAUCGUGAAAGACCCCUAAAGGAAACGAACCUCAAAAUCUCCACUCUGCUCCUCGCCGAGACAAAUUUGCGAUUACCUUGAGCCUCUGAGUCUCUGACCGCCAGCAUUGAUUCUCUUCAUCGCAAGUGCCAUAAUCUCCGUCGCUUGGGUCAUUAACUUCAAUGCUUCCAUUCAAGCUAUUUCCCUCCUUCUCCAGCAACACGAUUUUACGAAACUCGUAGUGUUGAUUCACUAGGGUUUGAUUGUGAUACAAGGCCACAAAAAGCAUCAAUUUCGACAAUCGAUGAGCAUAUCUGGAAGAUUGACGGGAAACCUACCAUGGCAAUAUUGAUUUGCAGAAUCAACUUCUUCUCAUUAGAGGAAGAUAUUAUGCUUAGAUUGAUUUUCACGAUGUUCUCCAUCGCCGUCUCCAACCAAUUAUAAAAAGAUUGAAAUUCUGGUAGAGGAAGGCGAAUUUGAUUUCUAAAGACGCCACUCUGUUGACCUCGGUCCUCCACUUGUCUUCCUCUACGCUGUCGACCUCUCAAUUCUCUCGUUCCUCCUUUCUAGUUGAAGUUGGAGAUGUCAAUUCUCUUUAUCGUUGGCAUCUUCGAACUGAUGGGCUCCUAAUUCCUUCAAUGGAUUUUCAGUUAUUCCUAUUUGAAGGAAGGAUGUAGGUUAUCUGCAGUACACCCAAGUUCUUUGGAUUUUGGGUAUGUUCUUGACCUGAGGUACCUUGAUUUUGUCAGAUUUCAAUCGUAAUUAAUGACUACUUUGGAACAUGAACUUCUUCUUAUCUCCUAGCUCUGCUUAUAUAGUUGUCAAAGAAUGUUCUGUGUUAGUUGUUGUUUCAUUCUAAUGAUGCUUAUGGGUAGGAUAUUCUAUUUGAAUAAGAGCUUUGUUAACUAGAAGAGGAUCUAAUGGUGGUGGAUUGGUUCUCCUUUAGUUUAUGGCAUUGAGUGAAUUUGACAAUAGGUGGGAGUUUUGUAAAUUUGCAAGCAGCUGAAUGACAAUGAGUUCACUGCAGUGUUAUUUCCCUUCCACACUUAAUUGUAAUAAUAGUAGAUAAUGAGAUAUCAAUAUGAACCCGUUUGCACCGAUGUUUGAUUAUUGCAUGACUGGUUUGGUUAGCUAUAGAAAGCAUUUGGUUCCUUAAUGCUUAUGUCAUUUUGCAACAUGUAGCUUGUAAGGAGCCAUAACCUUUGCAUAUGAUAUAUAUGCGACAGGUUUUAGAAGAAUGGGUGUAUGUGUUGGCCAUCAUUUUGGUGGUAGUAAUUAUAUCUCUUACAUCUAAAUGGUAGAAUUAGUAUUUAUAUUUCCUAUUUUUGAUACUCAAGAAUACUCAUCUGACUAUUGCCAAAAUGAGAACAUGUUUCUGAUUGCUACUUCUAAAUUUGUUCAGGUUUCCUGUAUUUGCAUCGAAUUCUGGGUCGGCCGCUUAGCUUAGGACAAACAUUUCAUCGUACAGGUUCAAUGUGGUAUACAGUCUAAGCCUAAUAACUUUGAUUUGAAUUAAUUUUAUAUUAUUAUCAAGGUUAGUUGAAGAUGUUGGUUUUCUUCCAUUGUUCUUGAGUUCAGGAGAGCACAGACAUCUAAGUGAACUUGUAUGAAUUAGGAUACAUGGCGGGAAGAGCAAUUGGGUCAUGUAUGAGUACUUCCCCAUAUGAUGUAAAUACAUCUUGCUGUGUCACGGAAGAUCCUCCUGUCUAUUUCGUCUGUCAGUUUCCCAAGAUUGGACUGCGUAUCACUUUUCCUGAUUCCCUUUGCUCAUAUGCACCAAAACCAGAUUGUCCAUUAAUUAAGGUUUAUGUUCGGAAAAUAGCUGUGCAAGCUCCUUUUGCCUCGAUGACGAAAAUGAUCCAAACCACUACUGUGGACGGGUCCUUACCUAUCCCACAAUAAAUGACUUGCUUCAUUAGAAUGGAGGUCUGUUUCCUCUGCAGCUCCUCAUUUUGAUCGUGUUACUAUGUUGUAGAUGUGUUAUCCUACUCAAUUUCAUAAGAAUGGAGGUCUGUUUCCUCUACUUCACUUGUCAUCUUAAUUAUACGUUUGAAACCCUUAGUGACUCCUGUAUGCUUCAGUUUUUCUUGCUUUGCAUAUAACUGAAAUGGUUAUCAAUUUUCACUUCAGGUGGGAAUGAAAUAACUAGGUUCGGUGGGCUACCAAGGAGAGGUGCUUGUGAAAGGCGAAAGAUAUUUCAAGGGGUAUUUUUCUUUGGCUUUAAAGAUGUUAGAUCCUGAGUAGAUGAUUAGGUUCUUUGGAGUACAUAGGAUAUUAUGAGUAGUAAACUAUGUUUCUUUGG